CGGCGUGGGACGGUCGGCCGAAAAUAGGGAAAUAGGCGUAGUGCAUACUGUGAACUGAAAAUGCAACCGAAGAUCACCUUGAAACUGCUGCUGCUGGGCCUUGUGGCAGUGCAGCAUUUGGAGGUUGGCGCUGGAUCCCGCAUAUUGGCCCCCUUCUUCUUUCCGGGCAAGAGUCAUUUCAUGAUGACAAACGCCAUUAUCAGAGAGUUGGUGCAGCGCGGACACGAGGUGACCUUCAUCACGCCUUUCUCAUUGGCCAAGGAGAACUUGGGUUCCAAUUAUACGGAAGUUCUAAUUCCACAAUACGACAUAUGGGGAUCAGUUAUGGGAAUGAGCAAAGCCAAGACGGCGCUGGACAUGAGAGAUUUGGGCACGGUGACAUUCAUCAAGCUAGCCUAUGUCAUGGGCUUGGGUAGCACGGACUUUGCGUUCGAGCAGAAGGAAGUGCUGAAUUUGAUCAAUGCCAAGGACAAGUUGGGCAAAUACGAUUUGCUUCUCACGGAGCAGUUCUUUAACGAGGGAGCCCUCAUUUUGGGUCAUCUGUAUCAAAUACCUAUCAUUACCAUUUCAACCUUUGGCUUCGCGAACUAUUUGACUUCCUUGACGGGCAUUAUAAAUCCCUGGUCGUAUGUGGCCCACGGCUGGAAGCCCUACACAGAUCGCAUGACCCUUUGGGAACGAAUUGACAGCGUUUACGGCUCGCUUGUAGAAGAAGCGAUGCGCACCUUUUGGUACUAUCCGGCACAAAAUCAGAUUUUGCACAAACACUUCUCCAAGCAGUUCAAGGAGCUGCCAACCAUUAAGCAACUGGAGCGUAACAUCUCAGCCAUCCUUCUGAACUCAUAUUUGCCUCUGGAGCCGCCUAAGCCCCUUUCAUUCAAUAUGAUUCCAGUGGGUGGACUUCAUAUUAAGCCACCGAACCCAUUGCCCACAAACAUGCAAAAGUUUUUGGAUGAUGCUAAACAUGGAGCCAUCUACUUUAGUCUGGGUUCUCAAGUGCGCAGUGCAGACUUUCCGCCUGAGAAGAUCAAGAUGUUUCUCCGUGUGUUUGGAAGCAUGAAGCAACGCGUCCUGUGGAAGUUUGAGGACGACAAGUUACCCAAUCUCCCAGCUAAUGUGAUGGUCCAGAAGUGGAUGCCCCAGAAUGAUAUACUCGCCCAUCCCAAUGUCAAGGUUUUCAUUUCCCAUUGUGGACUUUUCGGGACUCAAGAGGCGGUACAUUACGGCGUUCCCGUGCUCGGCAUGCCCGUCUAUGCCGACCAGCACCUGAAUAUUAAGAAGGGCACAGCUGCUGGUUAUGCCCUUGAAGUCAACUAUCUCACAGUAACAAAGGAGGAGCUGCAGUCUUCCCUUACAGAGCUGCUGGAGAAUCCCAAGUACAGGGAUAACAUGAAGCGUGCAUCGCGAAUCUUCCGCGAUCGACCGCUGAGUGCGAUGGAUACGGCCAUUUUCUGGAUCGAUUAUGUUAUUGAUCACCGUGGAGCGCCGCAUAUGGUAUCUGCGGGUCUGGACCUGGCUUGGUAUCAGUUUUACCUGUUGGACAUCAUUGGCAUUGCCUUGGCAAUCAUACUGUUGCCCAUUUUGGGUCUGAUCCUCGUUUGUCGCAAUUUCAAGUCUGCGAAGAAGCCUAAAACAAAGGCUAAGCAAAACUAACAAAGUCUUCUUUUAUGUUGCUAACUUCAACUGAAAAGCAAUAUUGUGCUAUAAUUAUGUUAAUUAGUUUGCGUACAUUUUUAAAAUGUUUUUAAUAGAUAUUUACUAUAUUG
This is a messenger RNA of Drosophila novamexicana, 1766 nucleotides long. RefSeq names its product UDP-glucuronosyltransferase 2B15-like. The record is from RefSeq and is a predicted model, not a curated record. Lineage: Eukaryota; Metazoa; Arthropoda; Insecta; Diptera; Drosophilidae. The transcript is spliced from 4 exons. The coding region runs from base 61 to 1653 and encodes 530 amino acids. Gene Ontology annotation, molecular function: UDP-glycosyltransferase activity.